Aphis gossypii (cotton aphid) is the source of this 1272-nucleotide messenger RNA. Its product is annotated as zinc finger MYM-type protein 1-like. NCBI's taxonomy places the organism in Eukaryota, Metazoa, Arthropoda, Insecta, Hemiptera, Aphididae. The transcript has 4 exons. Bases 1 to 1272 code for a protein of 423 amino acids. The record is from RefSeq and is a predicted model, not a curated record. Gene Ontology annotation, molecular function: protein dimerization activity.
AUGGAGUUAAAUGUAAGAAUAUCUAAAAACUUAACAAUUGAUAAAGAACAUCUGGCCAUCAUUGAAAAGGAAAAAAAUCACUGGAGAAAUGUUCUUACUCGUGUAAUUAGUAUUAUUCAGUAUUUAUCCAAAAACAAUGAUGCGUUCAGAGGGCCAUCGGAUGUCUUAUUUACUAAAAGUCUUCGAGACGCAGCUAAAAAUUCAUCUAGGGCAUCAACAUUUUUUGGGACAGUACAGCGAAUAUAUACUAUUUUUUCUGCAUCAACUAGUCGCUGGGACAUUUUCAAAAAAUUUUGUAGUAUUUUUACAGUAAAACAAUGGUCGGAAACACGUUGGGAAAGCCGAGUGAAUAGUGUUAAAGCUCUACGAUUCCAAUUACCAAAUAUAAUAGAAGCUCUAGAAGAAGUAUCAGAAACAUCUAAUGACUCAAUUGCCAAAAGUGAUGCUAGAUCCUUAAUUACUGAAAUAUUUCAAGUCAACAUAGUCAGUAAGAGUUUACAAGGGAAAGAUGCAACAAUUAAUAUUUUAAAUGACAUGUUACAAAGGUUAUUAGCUUUUUUGAAAUCUUACAGAGAAACAGGAUUUAUGAGUGCUAAAAUUAUUGCUAAUAGUUUGGCGGAAGAAAUUGAAGUUGAGCCAGCAUUUAAGAAAACCAGACUAAGAAAUAAAAAGAAAAAUUUUGAUUAUGAAGGAAACGAUGAAAGAAUCAAUGACGGAGAAGACAAUUUUAGACGAGAAUAUUUCUUACUAGUUAUCGAUCAAGCAACUAGUUCAGUUGAAAAACGUUUUAAACAAAUUGAAUCAUAUAAAGAUUAUUUUGGGUUUUUAUUUCGUAUUGGAAAAUUACGAUAUGUAAAUGAUGACAAUUCGAAAGAUAUUGAUUUCAUGGAAUUGUAUAAUGAAUUGGUCAAUUUCAGAUUGAUAGUUAAUGAAGAAACGACACCUCUUGAAGCUUUGUCAGUGGUAAAAUAUUCUUCAGAAUGUUUUCCAAAUAUUGGUAUUGCCCUUAGAAUUUUACUGACCAUACUAGUAACUUCGGCAUGUGCCGAGAGAAUCUUUUCGAAAUUGAAAUUAAUAAAAACAUAUUUGAGAAACAAGUUAAGUCAAGAAAACCUUUCUGGUCUUUCAAUAAUUUCAAUAAAAAAAUAUAUUGCUGAAUCUUUAAAUUAUGAUGAUACCAUAAAUCAGUUUGCUGCUAAAAAAUCAAGGAAAGGCCCCGCAAAUCCUAGCGCCGUCCCUGCAUGGCAUAUAGAUGUAAAUGUUAGCAAGUAG